Leishmania mexicana MHOM/GT/2001/U1103 is the source of this 1254-nucleotide messenger RNA. RefSeq lists its product as hypothetical. The coding region runs from base 1 to 1254 and encodes 417 amino acids. Gene Ontology annotation, molecular function: protein binding. The record is from RefSeq and is a predicted model, not a curated record. The transcript has a single exon. Lineage: Eukaryota; Euglenozoa; Kinetoplastea; Trypanosomatida; Trypanosomatidae.
AUGCCACUGUCAAGUGAUGCACGCGAUGACGAUCGGGAAGUUGCAUUUCGCUUUCGGUGGCUGUGCGGUGGCUCUGCGAGCCGCCCAUCAAUCGCGCCGCCUAUGACGCCGCCGCCGGGGUGCUGCCACUCGCUCGUGAGCUACCAAGACCGCUAUCUUAUAUUGUUCGGCGGUGGAUCGCUAGCGCACUUCGCGAAUGACGUGUACGUGUACGACAUGGACAGUCGCCGCUGGUCGCGAAAGGCCCCUGAAAACAGUGACAUGGUGCCACCACGACUGGCCCACUCUUCCGCCAUCCAUGGGGACAAGAUGAUCGUGUAUGGCGGGCAGGACCUGUGCAGCCCUGUCGUGUAUGAUGACGUCCUCGAGCUCGAUCUUGUCACGUGGAGGUGGUCAGUGCUGCAGCACGCCCAGGCAAGUCCGGAAGGCCCUGGUGCGCGUCGUCUUCACAACGCGCACGUUGUAGGUGGUCGCAUGUAUGUGCUUAUGGGCACUCCAACGGCGCCAAGAGAGGCUCCGCUGUGGUAUCUGGACCUGCAUACGAAUGUGUGGCACCAUCUGAAACCGACCAUAUCCCACAGCGGUGAUACAGCCGCCGAGCCAGCCACCAUGCCUUCCUUGUGCGGCUGCAGCUCUGCGGUGUCAGGGGACUGCAUCUACCUCUUCGGCGGGUAUCGUGCUGAGGACGGCGAGAGAAGCCCCUUUCCUCAACGCGAGUACGUGAACUCCCUCUUCCAGUACAACAUGAGGUUCAACACGUGGCUUCCCGUGAGGUUGCACCCCCUCACGCCACGCCCAGCUGCCCGGUACGCCGCUUCACUGGCUGUGCACGACGGCUACGUGUACCUCUUCGGCGGAGACGCGAAUCAGUCAGACGUGUCCGUGUACUUUAGCGAUCUCUGGCGUAUCGGUGUCCACGACGAGCUGGCGACCUGGUGCAAGGUGAAUGUCGCUGGCGCGUUGUACCCCUCCUCUCGCAGCGGCUGUGCGUACACGGGCGCCAGAUCAUCGUUCUUCAUUUUCGGCGGCGAGCUCCCCGUUGGCGACCUCACCAUUCCUUGGUUCUACGCUGCUGACCUCUUCCAACUUCCGCUCGGCUACUCUGGCCAGCUCACGCUGCGUGCCACUGCGGCGCGGUGGCUUGGGGCCGCUGCCGGGCAGUGCCGCGAGACGUUUUCACUUCUUUCGCUACCAGAAGAGAUCCCGUUGACCUUGGGGGCGCGGUGUGCCCUCGAGGAGUACUCUGAGGACUGA